UCGUUCCGUGUUUGUUGUUGUUUUCGUGGUUUCUUUUCACUCCUAAUUCUUGAUAAAGGCUGUUGAAAGCUACCAAAAUCCGGCUUUUUCACGACAAGACUGCCAGUGCACGCGGGCCUAGUCCGGGUUGGGCAAACUGUUUACGAGAUUUUAAGGAAUGUUCGACCAUAUGAAACUGUGAUUCCAAAAAUAUCGGCCCAGGGCCGCCGUGUCGAUCGUAGCUGCGAGUAGUACCCAUGUAUUAGUGAUCGUUCUGCGGUGUUUGCACGUGUUGUUUCUCGACGACCGCGAAGGUGCAUUAGCUGGCAAAACAGAUUUUUGUUUUGUUUGAGAAAGAUGGAUAAGCCAGAUGCCCGGUUAGGUUGGAAUUUCAUCUCACCUGCCUCGUGUUUUUUCUUCACAGUGAAUACUGAGUCAUGAUGACUAGGGAGCAGCAACGACGGGAGGAAUAUUCAUCUUCGAAUGUUGUACGCGUGCUAACGCCCUCCACUCACAGCCAGUUCGACAACAAUUUGGACAACCUUCUGGAAGAUCUGCAGGCGAGUGUUUCACGCCCUGGCAGCUCCCUGGGUCAGCCACUUGGCAAUAACUACUCGACGACAAGUCGUGAGGUGCAGUAUCUUCAACCGGCCAAUGUCACAACCGUCUCUCGGGAACGCUCGACCAGUCCCAGCAUUACCACGAACGAGCGGAAGAUCUACAAAACGGCCAAGUAUGAGUACAAAUCAGCCGGUAGCGGUAGUGGCGUUGUUCCCGGUCGAACGGAUCAGUCUGUCAGCGAAGUAUACCAGCGCAACAUCAACCAACUCGACACUCUGCUGAAUGAUCUUGAACGUGAGCGCGAUUCUUCACUCGAUCGAAGUAAUAAGAAUUUGAGCCGCGAUGGUAUUGACUCCGGUUUGCUUGAACCAGGCACAAAGGUCAUUAAAACUACUACAACAUACAGCACCACGGGCGGUGGUAGGCAUACCCCGGUUAACCGUGAGCUGGUAUUCGACACACCAAACAGCUAUGAGGUCCGACAAUCCCGAUCUCGUCACCGUAGCCCAUCGUACGAAAAUCAAUCAACGACCACGCUCAAGAAUGUCUCGUACAGUGCGGACAACAGUUCCACCGGAAUCUACGGAGGCAUCAACCGUUCGGUGACUCCGCAGCGCUCCAUGACUCCAUCUCGUUCGGAGGAGUACUACACCGAAACACGUACCGUUUCGCCUAGUUCUGGUGAGCUGGUCCCACGAAAUGUGCGCUAUAACGAGAGCGUUCACGUAGACAGUGCAGCGAAUGUAUUGGGCCAAAUCCCGCUCUCGGAUAAUAUUCUACCGCGUCCGAACACAAAAGUGACCACCACCGUGCGUACCUAUACGUAUGAACUGCCUCCGGAGAACACAGGGACGCUCAACCAGACCAUCUCCUACACGAACCAAGCCCUCAAUCAGACCACGAACACGCUCCCGGUCGCCCACCCAGGAGAACACGUGAAUCCAUCGUCAAAAACGGUGCUGGUAAAAAACGAAUCCUUCAACACGGCCAGCAAUGUGCAGGACUAUCCGGUGCCUAGCAUAUUGAACCAUCAGUUGCCUCCGAACACGGCCAAAACGGUUUACUACAAGAAGGACACUAAGCAUUCGACCACUAACUAUUAUCCAGAUCAACCUGGACCGAACGUUGAUACAGGGUAUCCGAAUAACUUCCGGGCAAUUGAACCUCCGCCUACUCCAACAGAUGGCCGUGUCCCCGUGAAAUACACCAACGAACCGGCCACGGGCUAUCCGCCAGGUAAUAACGCAACAUACAUUUACCGCGAGGAACGCACCAACACGGCAGACAAUCGCUACGGCUCACCGGUUCCGGCCCACUUUCCUCACACCGGUGCUAGUGAUCCGCCAACGACGGUCACUUACAAGUACAGCUCUACGACGACGAACGCGACGCGAAAUUUGUAUCCACCGCCGGCCGAACGCGAACCUCUGCUACAGCCGUUCCCGACCGACGGCACGGAUCGGACCGACAUCGACGGACAUCCUCCGAAACGGCUCGACGAUCUUAUGGCCACAUUUGGAGAGGAUGGCCAAAUCACCUACCAAUCGAAGGUGAUUAACAGUACUCAAACGGACAACGGUUCUAAGAGGCCCGCAAUGAAUGGGACCAGCCCGAAACUGAUCGACGACCCGAUGGAUCAGAAGUCGACCCCCAUAAAUCAACUAACUUCAAAGAACAUUGCCGGUCCGCCAGUGUACUAUCCUCCCGGACACGAGAUGUUCGCUAAGAAAGAAAUGGAAGCGAGCGGCUGGAGAUCGCAGGGAGAAUACGCUAAGGCCAGCGGCAUGUACAAAUACGAAGCGGAAAGCAAGUCAAAGAGCUCCAGCAAAUCUGGGGCUGCCGUCGUGCCCGUCUGUCUUCCACUCUGCUGUGCGAUGCCCUGUACCAUUAUGUAAUUGGCCGGAAGCUGGGAUGAGCUAAUAAAAUAACACAUUCAUGCUGUUUUAACCAUUCAAUCCAGUAACAAUGCUCCAGCGGCAGCGCCGUCAAUCUGGUUUGCCAUCCGCGUUCGACUCGAUCGCCAGCCUUGCUGCCAAUUAACGAUAUGACACUUGCUGUUGAUGUUUUACUUUGCGCAAUAAUGGCUAUUAUUCUUUACCCCCAUUAUUGUGUUCUAAUAAAGAAGCGCUAAUAAAAUCGCCGUAGGUUGUUACGGAGAAAAACACA
Messenger RNA from Anopheles bellator, 2706 nucleotides. RefSeq lists its product as uncharacterized. The transcript has 9 exons. NCBI's taxonomy places the organism in Eukaryota, Metazoa, Arthropoda, Insecta, Diptera, Culicidae. The record is from RefSeq and is a predicted model, not a curated record. Bases 417 to 2435 code for a protein of 672 amino acids.